Molecule: messenger RNA, 2559 nt
Organism: Closterium sp. Naga37s-1
Lineage: Eukaryota; Viridiplantae; Streptophyta; Zygnematophyceae; Desmidiales; Closteriaceae
Source: the annotation of a GenBank genome assembly
AUGGCUUUCACUUAUGAGAUCGCUAAACAGCCGGCGAAGCCGGAAGCAGCUCCUUCUGGCGGGGCCAAGGAUCCCACCAGCUCUGUUGCCGACUCCACUCCGGCUACCUCGUCCACUCCGGCUGCUCCCUCCUCGUCGAACGACGGUUUCUCGUCGGGCGGCUCUUCUUCUGGCAACUUCGCGCCGUCGGGUAACCCGCUCUUCCCCGGUACCGUUACCUCGACCCCAGGCAGCGACCCGAAACCCACUCCCAAGACCCCGUCCACGCCCUCGCAGCAAUCCGGCGAAGCGGUUGCCGCUACAGCCGUGCCGACGCAAGCUGCCUCGCCGUCGACUCCACCCCCUCCCCCUCCGCCGCCUCCUUCCACAGGCCCGUGCCCGCCGCUGCCCUCGAUGUGCGACUUCUACUUCCAAGGCAGCACGUCCACGCUCCCCGUGUUCAACAUCUCCGACGGCACCGGCGACACGCGCCUCGGCGGGCCCAUCGAGGCGUCUAUUCGCGGCGCGACUGUGGAGGUGAUUGCGGCGAACAGCGAGCUCGCGGACUACAUCUGCCAGGACGGCGUUAACGUCUGGAGCGCUCCGUCCACCAGCUCCGGUAACUCGACGACGCUGGGACCCGAUAACCAGUUCUACGCCGUGCAGGACGGCGUCCAGUCGCGUACGUUCCAGCCUGCGGCGGGCGGCGCGGCUACGUACCAGGGCAAGUACGUGCGAGUGAACCUGACGGCGAUCGAGAUCAGCGUGUACAACAUGGUGUCGAACGUCAACAAGGGGCAGAACUACUCCUACUUCCCCGAGGAGCGCCGCUGCGUCGUCUUCCAAGCUCCUGUGGUAUUGUUUGUGGUGGCAUCAGAUGCAUUCAACUGCACGUUGAAGGAAUCCUCCUGCAGCCUCUUCCUUUCACCACCCAAUCUUCCUCCCACCACCCGCAGCAGCAAUUUCACCGCCAUUGUCAUCGCAUCCAUCACCCUCAAGACCACCAGUGACCGCACUGCCUGCUCAUCUACACCCGCCCCUUCGUUUGGACUAGGGCAAACGGCUUGUUUGCUGGAAGGCGUACCUUCCGCUGCAUUGUUGUCAGGUGUACUGUGUUCCUUCCUAUCCCUGUUGCUCCGCGCUGACUCUGCUCCGACGAUUUUCGCCGCGAUGCAGCUAACGGUGACGACAGCAGACGAUCGGAUCGUCAUGAUCCAAGUCGACAACGACGAGCUGGUUGAGAACGUGAAGGCGAUUCUAGAAGUCGAGACGGGCAUUCCCUUGCCGCAGCAAGCGCUGCUGUUCAACGGGCAGCUGCUGCAGAACCACCAGCGACUGAACGCACUGGGUGUAGCGGACAACGACCUGCUCUUCCUCACACGGCAGCAGCCAUCACAGCAGCGCGCAUCCCGGGGAGCAGCAUCACAACCCCAAGCACAAGCACCAGCGGCGGCAGCGGCAGCACCAGCAGCGAUGGCGCAGCAGGAGGAUGGAUCAGCAGUGGACCCACAGGCGUUCCGACAGCACGUGCUCAGCGACCCUGACCUCAUGGCCCGCCUGCUCAUGAGCACACCGGAGUUGGGGGAGGCGAUAAGGGACAACAAGGUGGAGGAGAUGCAGAAGGUGCUGCGCUGGAUGCGGAAGAUGCAGAAUGAGAUGCGCCGCAAGGAGCAGGAGGAGCAGGAGUUGCUAUCAGCCGAUCCAUUUGACCCUGAGGUGCAACGGAGGAUAGAGGAGCGCAUUCAGCAGAAGAACAUAGACGAGAACUAUGCAGCGGCGUAUGAGCACGCCCCCGAGCAGUUCAUUGCUGUCCACAUGCUGUAUGUGGAGAUGGAGGUCAACAACUCGCCCAUCAAGGCAUUUGUGGACAGUGGCGCACAGCAGACCAUCAUGUCCCAGCGAUGCGCUGAGCGAUGCGGGCUGAUGCGGCUGCUGGACCGGCGGUACGAGGGGGUGGCGCGGGGCGUGGGCACGUCCAAGAUAGUGGGCCGCAUCCAUACCGUGCAGCUCAAGAUCGGAACCAACUUCUACAUGUGCAGCAUCACAGUGUUGGAGGCAGACAACGUGGACUUCCUCUUUGGUCUCGACAUGCUCCGACGCCACCAGUGUUGCAUUGACCUCAAGGACAAUGUCUUGCGAGUUGGAGGGGGUGAAAUAGCUGUGCCCUUCCUCUCAGAGAAGGACAUCCCGGCCUUCCUCACAGCCAUGGACCAGGACCCUCUGCCCGACUCCACCACCCCCGCACAGCCCUCCCAACCCUCCGCCUCCGCUGCUGGUACCUCUGCACCCGCCGCACCCUCUGCAGCGCAACCAGCAACAGCAACAGGUGGUGCUGCGAGUAGUGGGGGAGGGGCGCAAGCAAGCCAAGGCGCUGCUCCUGUGUCAGCAGCAGCAGGGGCUGCAUCACCAGCAGCAUCUGGUGGUCAGGCAACCCCAGCAGCAGCGCCCGCAGUGUCAGCGCACGAGGUGAAGGUGCAGCGGCUGAUGGAGCUGGGGUUCCCCCGGCAGCUCGUGGAGCAGGCUCUUGCACUCACAGGGGACAACGAGGAGCACGCUGCUGGGAUACUCUUUGCCGGCUGA